AUGGGUGAUCACUACGGCUUCUCUCUCACCACUUUCAGGUAAGUUUUCGAUUAAUCCACUGAAAAAUAGCCAAAUCUUUCAGCCCAUCGGGAAAAUUGAUGCAAAUCGAGUAUGCGCUGAACGCCGUCAAGAAUGGUCAGCCAUCCGUUGGAUUGAGAGGUAAACGAACAUUUUCGAAGAACAGAAUCGUUCAAGUUAUCGAUUUUCAGCAAAAGACGGAGUCGUUUUGGCCACCGAGAACGUCGGAUCGGUUCUGACUGAUGACCAGGCGAAGAUUGAGCAGAUCAGCAAGCACAUUGGAUUCGUGUACAGUGGAAUGGGACCGGACUUCCGCAUUCUGGUGAAGAAGGCUCGCAAGAUCGCCAUGGAGUACGAGAUGAUGUACGGAGAAGAAAUGCCGACGAUCCAGCUUGUUACUGAAAUCGCCGCUGUCAUGCAGGAGUACACCCAAUCGGGGUGAGUAACUUUGUGCUUCUUGAAUUUCGUUAAAUGGUAAUUUCCAGAGGAGUCCGUCCGUUCGGAGCAUCUCUUCUCAUCGCCGGCUGGGAUAAGACCCCGGCUCGGCCACUGCUCUUCCAGUGCGAUCCGUCGGGUGCUUACUUCGCGUGGAAGGCCACCGCCCUCGGAAAGAACGACGUCAACGCGAAGACGUUCCUUGAGAAGCGUUUCAGUGAAGCCCUCGAGCUCGACGACGGAAUCCACACUGCGCUGCUCACGCUCAGAGAGUCGUUCGACGUCGGAAUGAACGAGAACAACGUGGAGGUGGCUGUGUGCAACGCGACCGGUUUCCACAGACUCACCAAGCAGCAAGUCAAGGACCAUCUCGGCACUCUCUAA
Molecule: messenger RNA, 837 nt
Organism: Caenorhabditis sp. 36 PRJEB53466
Lineage: Eukaryota; Metazoa; Nematoda; Chromadorea; Rhabditida; Rhabditidae
Source: the annotation of a GenBank genome assembly